UAAUUUUUUAAACAAUAUACUGGAUGGAUAUAAAUAAAGUUUCAAACGUUCAACCACUGCGUAAAUUUUUAGAUAAAGUUGAAAUUAUGUUCAGGUGCAGUUUAUUACUUUCAGCUUUAUUAGCUGCGAGCAUAGUUCAUGCACGAAGCGUAGUGGAAGACAAUGAUUGGUGGAAAACAGCUACGUUUUACCAAAUUUAUCCAAAAUCAUUUAAGGACAGUGAUGGAGAUGGAAUAGGAGAUUUGGAAGGAAUUAUCCAAAAACUAGAUUAUCUACAAGAUCUUGGAGUCACAGGAAUAUGGCUAUCACCGAUCUAUAAAUCGCCACUGGUCGACGAAGGAUACGACAUCAGCGAUUUUAGGGAUAUCAAUCCAGUAUUUGGCGACUUAAAAACUUUCGUUAGGCUUGUAGAAGGAGCGCAUUCUCGAGGAUUAAAGGUUGUCUUAGAUUAUGUACCAAAUCACACGAGCGAUCAGCAUGAGUGGUUCAAAAAAUCCGAAAAUGGCGAAGAAGGUUAUGAGGACUAUUUUCUUUGGGUAGAUGGGAAGGAUGGAUCAAAAACAGAACUGCCAAAUAAUUGGAUCAGUGUCUUUAAAAAUUCUGUCUGGGAAUGGAGUGACAAAAGAAAUAAAUUUUAUCUUCAUCAAUUCUUCAAACAGCAACCGGAUUUGAACUUCUUUAACGAUAAAGUCCGAAAAGAAAUGAGGGAUAUUCUUAACUACUGGCUGGAAGAAUACGGAGUUGAUGGAGUAAGAAUUGAUGCUGUUCCUCAUUUAGUGGAGGCCAAAAACUUAACUAAUGAACCAAGAACCUAUGACCCUAACGCUGCUCCAAAUGAAUAUGACUACUUGGAUCACAUUUUUACCAGAAACCAACCGGAAAGUUAUGAUUUGGUCUACGAAUGGAGAAGUCACAUCGACGGAAUAUCCAAGAAUACUUCACAAACAAAAAUUUGUAUGACGGAAGCAGCUGUUGAUAUAAAAUAUGUCGUACCAUAUUAUGGUACAGCAGACGGAUCAAAAUUGGGAGCCCAUUUCUCGUUUAACUUUGUGUUGCUUGGAUUGGAAACGACUUCCACCGCUGGUGAUGUUGCCUCAUUGAUACACUCUUGGGUAGAUAAUCUUCCAAAAAUAUACACAUCUAAUUGGGUGUUGGGAAACCAUGAUAACCACAGAAUUGCCACCAAAGCUGGAAAAGAAAGAGUGGACUGUUUAAAUAUGUUAUCUGCUUUCCUGCCAGGAAUUCAAGUUACUUACAACGGAGAAGAAAUCGGCAUGGAAAAUGGAGAAGUUAAUUGUGAAACACAAGGUCUAGACCACGCCGAAAACUGUACAGAUUAUUAUAAAAUCUCCAGAGAUUUCGAAAGAACACCUUUUCAAUGGGACAAUAGCGAAUUUGCUGGAUUUACAGAUGGAAAAAAGACAUGGUUGCCCGUCAGUUCAAAGAAAGCUGAAUGUAAUGUGAAAGAUCAACUAGAAGACGAUAAGAGUCAUUUAAGUAUAUACAAAAAGCUGCAGAGGUUACGACCCCAAUGGCGUCAAAGUGAAUACGAAGUUAAAACUUUGGACGAAGCACAGAAUGUUCUUCAAGUUGUUAGGUAUAAUGAAGGUGGAUCAAACGAAGCUCAACUUGUUUUUAAUUUUGGAUCUGAACCCAUUAAAGGAAUUAAUCUUAAUAGAGGAAAUUCUUACGAAGUGGUUAUUAGCAGUAGUAAAUCGUCAAGGAAUGCUGGAGACGAAGUGGAUGGAAAAUCCCUAAAUUUGGAUGCCUAUGAAACUUUGAUACUGAAACCAAAGGUAUAAACAGCUUUUUUACUUUUUUGUAAAAAGAUAUGAUGACUGCCAGCACAAGAAUAUUUAAAAAAAAACUGUGUUACUAAAAUCAGUACGGUAUUUAUUAUUAGUAUUUAUUAUUGUUAAGAUUAUUUUAAUAAAAUAAACGUAAGAUUAUAUUAGGUAUUUAAAUUAAAUGUACAAAACUCUAUAUAGGAAUAUAGAUAGAAUAAUUGUAGAAUAUUAAAUAAAUAAGAAAAAAUAAAAAACCC
Diabrotica balteata is the source of this 2044-nucleotide messenger RNA. NCBI's taxonomy places the organism in Eukaryota, Metazoa, Arthropoda, Insecta, Coleoptera, Chrysomelidae. The record is from the annotation of a GenBank genome assembly.